Messenger RNA from Varroa destructor (honeybee mite), 5034 nucleotides. It is a transcript of the gene bor, whose product is annotated as ATPase family AAA domain containing bor. Gene Ontology annotation, molecular function: ATP hydrolysis activity; zinc ion binding; ATP binding. The record is from RefSeq and is a predicted model, not a curated record. Gene Ontology annotation, biological process: mitochondrion organization. NCBI's taxonomy places the organism in Eukaryota, Metazoa, Arthropoda, Arachnida, Mesostigmata, Varroidae. Gene Ontology annotation, cellular component: mitochondrion.
CAUUUAAACCAAGAUAUUUUCAAUACUUGCAGCUGAAAGUCUGCGAGCGAAUUAGAAAUAUGACUUGAUGGUCAAACAAGCACGUGGAUUGCCCGGUCGCCUGCUUGUUUCGUUUUAUCUCAAGCAGUGUUAUUCGCCGUGCCGCGUAGUGUUGCGCGCGGAACGAGUCGACAGCUCGUCUGGUGCAUUGAAUAAGCGGAAGUUUAGCGUGCGCGGAGUGUUUGAACGAUCCGGAGGUUGGUGACUGCUGAAUUUGUUAACGAACAAACUGCAACAUGUCGUGGAUAUUUGGGUAUGGACAGAAGCCGACUGAUAUUCAAGGUGCCCAUGGAGGUGGCGGUGACGGACUACCACCGAAAAUCGAAGUCGGUGAUUCGGGCAAGAUCGGUGCUAAAUUUAAUUAUCAGUUUGACUCGACCGCCCUUGAGCGUGCUGCAAAAGCCGCACGAGAACUGGAAACGUCACGUCAUGGCCGAGAGGCUAUCGCAUUGUCGAAGAUGCAGGAGACAACAGCUCAGUUGGAGCACCAAAGAAAUAUCAAGCAAAUUGAGCUGGAGAUGGAGAAUAUAAAGGCUGGACAAAUGCAACGAAUGAAUGAAGAGAAACGUAAAACUCUACAAGAGGAAACUAGACAGGCACAGGCCCGAGCUGAGUAUCAAGACCAACUAGCUAGGAAAAGGUAUGAAGACCAGCUGAUUCAGCAGCAGCGGACGCAGGAACAACAGCUGCGUCGACAGGAGGAAUCGACCGCUAAACAAGAAGCCAUGCGAAAGGCCACCAUUGAGCAUGAAAUGCAGCUGCGCAGUGACAAUGACAUCAAACGGGUUCGCGCCGAGGUAGAAGCUCAAGCGAAGAUGGCCCGCGAAAAUCACGACAUAAAUAUGGAGCAGGUUCGCUUAAAGGCCCAAGAGAACCGUGAAACAAUCCUCCAAUCGAUAAAGACUACUGGCAGUGUCCUAGGCGCAGGCUUGAACGCUUUUGUUUCUAACUGGGACAAGGUAGUCACAGCUGCGGCUGGUCUCUCUAUGCUAGCAGGGGGUGUCUACACCGCUCGAAUGGGUAUCUCUAUCAUCGGACAAUAUAUUGAACUCAGGCUGGGAAAACCGUCCCUAGUUCGACAAACCUCACGACUUACUGCCGGCCAGCUCGUUAAACAUCCGAUUCAGACAGUGAAAAGAAUAACUCGCCCUAAAGAGGAUAUACUGAAAGGCGUCGUGCUUCAGCCAACAUUGGAGGAGAGACUUCGGGACAUAGCGAUUGCGACGAAGAACAGUAAACAAAACGGAGGUUAUCUUCGUAAUAUUCUCAUGUACGGGCCGCCAGGAACUGGGAAAACGCUAUUUGCGAAAAGGCUUGCAUUUCAUUCAGGAUUGGACUAUGCCGUGAUGAGCGGAGGUGACGUUGCCCCAAUGGGCGCGGAAGGUGUUUCGGCUAUUCAUAAGCUGUUCGACUGGUCGGAAACUUCGCGCAAGGGUGUACUACUGUUUAUUGACGAGGCUGACGCGUUCUUACGCAAACGUACCUCUGAGCACAUCUCGGAGCAACUUCGUUCGUCACUCAACGCCUUUCUGUUCCGGACGGGCGAUCAAUCCAAGAAGAUCAUGGUCGUGCUAGCUUCCAAUACGCCUGAACAAUUCGAUUUUGCUAUUAAUGAUCGUCUCGACGAAAUGGUUGAGUUCAAACUGCCGGGUGUUGAGGAACGUGAGCGAUUGGUUCGGUUGUACUUCGAGCGCUUUGUCCUGGCGAGUAUUGGCGUUGGCCGACGCAGCCUAAAACUUGAGGAAGGACUCGACUGGGGAGCGCUCUGUUCCGAUGUUGCAUCGCGCACCGAUGGUCUAUCGGGCCGAGAGAUAGCCAAGGUUGCUGUAGCGUGGCAAGCAAGCGGGUACGCCAGCGAGGAUGCGACCGUCACUCGCAAGAUAAUGAUGGAGCGCGUUGAAGACGCUAUUAAGCAGAAUAAACUUAAGCUCCAUUGGCAGGUAGCCGAAGAGACAGCGAAAAGGACCACGUUCGAGUCGUAAUUAUUAAUUUUAGAUAAAAGCAACAGCAUUUUUCUUUUUCUCUUUAAUGCUUUAACCAAAGCGGACGAUGGGAUAUUAGUGGAUAAAAGUAGUCAAACGAUGUGGACGAUUAUGAGUAGAAAUUUGUGUCGAGGUAACAUGUGGACCUUGCAAGAUUCGAUAGGCGGCAGUUGCGUACCUGCGCAGUGCCUACGUGUAAUAGGUGGAGCAGUCGGACGAUUAUGUUAACGGGAACAUUACAACGAUUUCAAAAACGUAUUCUUGUAUAGCAUAAAUGCCCAAGUGCAUUCAAGCGCAUAGAAACGUACAUGAAAAAUACCUGAACAGGAGCAAUUCUAGCAUUCAUAGAUAUACGUGAUCUAAAACGAGUUGACGUGUCGGAUUUUAUUUGCAGUCUAAGUAGCCUUAAUUGUAACAUUGGAUAAUUGAGCAAAACGGCCCGCUCGAAAUGUGUCCAGUAUAACUGCUUUUGAUAUGCACACUUUUGUACGUGAGCUAAAAAGUGCGUGUUGCUAAAUUGUUAUACACACAUGGUACUAACAUUGGUAUGAAUGACCUAAUGAAGAAUGUGUCGCGGGUCGUAGACAACUACCUGAACAUACAUUGUACGUUAAAUGAAGCUCAGACACAGCUGGAACAAGGUCUUCUGCUAUGGCCCGGUGUGCCUUUGCGCCCAGAUGCAGCUUGACUGUACGGGGGAGUGACUACGUUGGCGACACUGUUUGGAAGAUUGAAAAAGCUUUUUACAUUUUAUUGUAAUAUAUUAAACUAUACACAUACUAUUACAUAAUUAAACACAUCCAAGUACAUGUAGUUGACAUCUAUAAAGAAGAUCUAGAAAAAUGCACCGUAGUGCAUUAUUGUGGAGACUGAUUACAUGAAUAGUAUGUACAAAUUUUUAGUUAACUUAUAAAUAAAUGUCUUUUCUCUUCUGAAACUGACGCUGUUAUGAACCUUACCUUGCUGUGAUUUAAAUUCAUUCAAAUUUCAAGAUUGCGAUUUGCGUGAAUUUGGCGGUAUGAAAGAGUACAACAGUGAAAGAAACAGUUCCAGCACGAUGCGUGCCUAUAGCAAGUAAACUUUUAUAUAUUGAACCUGCGAAUCCGUAGGGUAAACCGAAAAUAACAUGUUGUUCGACAAUUAGCGUUUUGUAGAAACUAUAACAAUAUCGCGUUCGGCAACUGCUUAUAUCAGGACAACAAUAUUUCAGUAGAAGGUCUCCUAUUUUCUAUACCAUGAAUAGGGCAUAAGCAGAAUUCGUUCGGAAACUCUUGUGCCAUUUAUACUAGAAUUGAUGGCUUGAAGUAAAUUCAGCGAUUGUCUAUCGUAAUGUUAUAGUUAAACACAAUACGAAACAUAGAUAGGUGACUAUGUAUUUGGUAACAACUGGGCGCGUCCAUAAUAUUUAGUAUUCGGUAGGUGAAAGCUUGAAGAGCUAACUCCAGUGCAUACUCAUACUCUUUGACGAAGAUCAGAAGCAAAUUUCUAUUUCAACUACGUCAGCUCCUUAUUACCCUAAAUAGAGUUAAGGCAUGCAUGUGAAACAAACUGUUCAAAGUCUGAAUUUGAGCGAAAAAAUAAAAUAUUGGAAUGAUGUGAAAAAACAGGAAUAUUUAUAUAUAAAAGUAAUACCUUCCUAUAGGUAUUUUGCAAUUUCUUACGCUGUCCCAAUAACGUGCUUUUCGUCAAACGUACUAUAAACGUCUCUAACCCACCUUAUAAGAUCCGCAUGUCAUUGUGUUUUUAUAGAAAUUUUAACAUCGUUCUAAGCGCCAGAGCUCCACGCCUGACGCUUUUUUUUCUCGUAUAAGUCAAUGAUCGUUGUCUUCAUGUUUGAUCCGCAAGAGGUCGCUUCUUGAAAACGCUGUGCAGCUUAUGAAUGACGUUCCAGUCGACCAACUCUGGCUGGAACUCCGAAAACAUAAACAUACUGCAGCUCGUGCAUUGAUACAAACGAGAUUGACUCAAAUAUUUUCAUUCUUUUAGGACCAUUAGUAUAUUUAAAGAAACCAAGCAACUCAUUUACGCUACCACUUCCAUAUAUAACUAUAGAUACCUGCCGAGAUUGGUGUCCCGCUGCCUGGACCUCUUCAAAGCAAAAAAAACAGUUUCGUUGAUCGUAACUUAGAAAAAGCGGAUGUUAAUGACUAUCUUUUCCUAGAACCCACGCAUAUGCAGAAUGCGGUUUUUUAUGAUUUUUUUACCCUAACCUUAUUUUCGCACGCUUUACGCAACGCUGAAAAUCGACAAUACGCUCCAUCUCAUCGUUCGAUUGCAAGUACGUCUUUAUUCGCUGAUGUCAUAAAUUGUUCAAAUGAUGAAUCAAACGAGUCAAACAUGCUGCUGUCGUUUAAUAAAUGAGUAAUAAUUAUAGUAUAUGUUUGUUGCGGGGGGUCGGGUAGGCGUACGGGAGGAACAACGAUGAUCAUGUUGAUGUCCCUUCGGUGCUUUUCUUUAUCUUUGUUCAGUUUGUUACUCGACAUCAGCAGCAGCUGCUCAGAUCAAAGCGACAACGAGAAAAAAGCCUAGCUUUCUUCUAAUUCUUGAUAUUCUAAACCUUUACUGUUUUGUAGUUUCUAAUACAGCCUCACUUGAUAGGUAUCGUAUACCUUUUCUUUCGCUUGUGAUCAUUUCAAUCGCUAAUUUUCAAUGCUCUUUAUGUCGUCGCUUGCGCUAGUCAAAAAGUUGUGUCGUUUGUGUUUGUCAUAUUAUUCCUUUCUUAUAGAUCUUUACAUACGUUUGUACAACCAUAUAUAUAUAUAUAUAUAUAUAUAUAUGUAUAUAUAUGGUUGCUUUCCAUAUAUUUUUUUAUGGCGUCUGCCUGCCUUUUACUCUUUCCGCCUGGCCCCACCUGCAAUCGCUUUCCAUGCAUUCGGCUUUUUCAUAUAUAUAUAUAUAUAUAUAAAACGCUUCUUGUUGGUGAUGCUGUUAUCACCAUAGGGAUUGUUAGUGUACGUUUUGCGUGAUCUUUUGAGGCUGACAUCCUUGUUUCUGCUGCUGCUGCUGUUGUUGU